CCAUUCGGAGAGUCACUUGGGGCAGAAUCAAAGAAAUCUCGUUUGUUUUUCUUUCUUUCUUUCUCUCUCGCGCGGAGAGUGACGUCACAGGGACGCACAGAUUCGGGAAGGAGGUUUGAAGUCAGCAUGUGCGGGGGCUGCGUGAAGACGGAGUACCCACCUCGGGGUACUACUUGCUUGGAGAAUGGAUCCUAUUUAAUGAACUAUGUUGGUUGUAUUGAAUGCAAAACACGGGAUUUUGUGAUGAUUGUGAACAAAGCAACAGAAGAAGAGGAUGGAGAGGAAAUUAUCACUUACGAUCACGUAUGUAAGAAUUGUCACCAUGUGAUAGCCAGGCAUGAAUACACUUUUGGUGUGGUGGAUGAUUACCAGGAAUACACCAUGCUAUGCAUGCUCUGUGGGAGGGCAGAAGAUUCUAUCAGUAUCUUGCCUGAUGAUCCUCAUCUGAUGACGCCGUUGUUCUGAAGUGCCUUGAUUUGAUUUUUCUCGGCCAUUGUAUCGUGUACUAAAUGACAGAAACUUAUGGAACAUGACAUUUAAAGAACACAAAUGCUGACUGCUCAAUUCAUGUGGGAAGUCAAGUGGUAUCAAGUGGGUCAAAAAAUGGUAUCUUAGUUUACCAUCAUCAGAAGUGAUUGCAAGCUAAAGGAAGAGGGAGAAAAAGUUUCAUUUGCUGAAAGCUUCAUAGAAAAGGCAGAACCGCUGCCUGCUGCUUUUGGUCUUUUUAAAUGUUUUCUACAAGUCAGAAUGCUGUGGUCAGUGUUAUUGGCAUCGUAGGGAAUGCUGUGUUUUGUAGAAAGUUUUGGAAAGGAUCAAAACAGGGGGACCUUUUUGUGACUCUCUACCCCACUGCAACACCAACCGGUGCCCCCAGUUUUCCUAUUUGAAAGUGGACUCCCCAAAAGCAAAGAAUUCUGAUUUGCAGGAAAUGCAAAAAAUAUAUAUGAGAAACUUUAUUGUUAUUGCAAAGAUGUCAGGGGGAAAUGGACUUUUCCAAAUCCAUCCAGCACACCAUGUAGAAAUAGAGGAAGAGGUAAGACCAGGCUAUUUGAGGGACUGCCUCAUCCCACUGGGAGUGGCCCAUACCACUCGUGCCGAUAGAGAAUGCAUGCUGUGGGUCCUCUAAGCCCAAUUCCGGCUGGCAGGGUCCAGGAGGAGGGCCUUCUUUGCUGUUGCUCCUGCCCUCUGGAAUAUCUUGUCCCCCAAUGUGAGGUUGGCCCCAACCCUCCUAUCCUUUUGUAAAGGCCUAAAGAUGAGGCAGAACAGUGCAAUGGAGGUAGUUGGUUGAGUAAUAACACCUGUCUUCUAUAUCAUCCCCACGCUACCCUUGUGUCCUUGGUUUUAAUGGCUGAUUUUAACUCUUUAUGUUUUAGCUAUAUAUAUAACUGAAAGCCUCCCAGAGGUACCCUAUUAUAAGAUGGGCAGCCAAUAAAUUUAAUUAUCUCAGAGAAAGCUUUAGAGAAGGAUAGAACUAGUCAGGGUUUUUCUGCUGUUUCUGUGCCCCAAAUGAAAGAAGGUUCAGUUUCCCUUCCAAAUUUUCCAGAACAUACGGUUGACCCAUAGGAUAGUCAUGUAGCUUCACGCUCAUUAGAA
Thamnophis elegans (Western terrestrial garter snake) is the source of this 1593-nucleotide messenger RNA. It is a transcript of the gene CHURC1, whose product is annotated as churchill domain containing 1. Bases 127 to 465 code for a protein of 112 amino acids. The record is from RefSeq and is a predicted model, not a curated record. NCBI's taxonomy places the organism in Eukaryota, Metazoa, Chordata, Lepidosauria, Squamata, Natricidae. Gene Ontology annotation, biological process: fibroblast growth factor receptor signaling pathway; positive regulation of DNA-templated transcription; multicellular organism development. The transcript has 4 exons. Gene Ontology annotation, molecular function: zinc ion binding.